Messenger RNA from Aethina tumida (small hive beetle), 1927 nucleotides. RefSeq lists its product as uncharacterized. Lineage: Eukaryota; Metazoa; Arthropoda; Insecta; Coleoptera; Nitidulidae. Bases 791 to 1168 code for a protein of 125 amino acids. The record is from RefSeq and is a predicted model, not a curated record. The transcript is spliced from 2 exons.
GGACACCAGCGGUAAUAGUUCUCGAAGAAGAGAACUCGCUUCCAACCCUGGAACGAAAGGAGCGGUUGGAAAGGAAAGAGCGGAUAGUGCCGAUCAGAUAAGAAGGAAAAUUUAACGAAGCCAGUUUGUGUAUUAGACCAGCGUGCCAAACCCUGUCAAAUGCCUGCUUGACAUCAAGGAGCAACAUGAUACCAUGCUGCCCCUUGUUACGCCUUCCAGCCAUGUCCUCAGUCACUCGCAAAAUCUGAUGACCGGUACCAUGGCCUCGACGAAAUCCAAACUGAGCGUUCGGCAGGAUGUGCUGGUCAGCCAUAAAUUCCUCAAGCCGAGUCCGAAUAACCUGCUCCGCCACCUUGCUUAGCGAAGAAAGGAGGCUAAUGGGACGAUAACUGCUAGCAAGGUGGGCAGGUUUGUUGGGUUUUAAAAUGGACACUACCGUCGCCACCUUCCAUGCCGACGGGAAGUAGUGGAGACGGAGCAUCGCAUUUAUAAUGUUAGUAAGCAUUACCACCUGAAUGGUAGCAAGCUUCUUAAGGGCCACGUUGGGGAUGGUGUUUGGGCCGGGACUUUUCCGGUUAUUGAGGGCUUUAAGGAUACCUCUGACUUCGCUGGGAGAAGUAGGAAGAAUGUCACUAUCAGGUUUUGGGAAAGUCAUAGAGUCCACCUGACGGCUGAUGGAGUUGUGCUCUACAACAAACCCAGGAAGACUGGCGUUUGGAGAGCAUUGCCGCUCAAGGGAGUCUGCAAACACCUCCGCUUUAUCCUUGUCCAGGACGACUUUGAUGCCAUCAUGAACAAGGUGCGGAUAGCGCAUACGCCUCCCUCAGAUAGACCUUAUGACUUUCCAGGUCCGACGAGGAUGGAGUUCGGCCUCUGCUAUGAACUCCUGGAACGAGGAGCUCCGGAGUUCAAGCAGGCAGGCCCGGACCUCACGGCUCAGGGCGUUGUACCGGGCCUUGAUGAAGGGGUCCCGAGUACGCUGCCAAAGUUUCCUGCUACGGUUUUUCUUCCUGAUGAGGGUGACAACCUCGCCAGGAAGACUAUGCUGCUUGCAGAUGUUAGGAGUUCAAAAUCCUGCACCGCAAAUCGGUGGUUUCCAUUAAAUAACGGAAUUGCAACCAGUUGGUUUUCCUCUUACGAGGCUCCCACUGGCAACAAUUCUCGUUAAGUGCCAGGGAGAUCGGGUUGUGGUCCGAAGACAACACCUGGUGGUUAAUGACUUCCGGCACCUCUGUGAUGUUUUUGCAGAGGAAAAUGGAAAGGAUAUCAGGUCGGCAUGAGGGACUAUCAGGGAAGUGGUUUGGCGUCUCGGUGGUUUCCACCGAGAACCGGUAGUCCAGUGACGCCCGCAGCAGGAAACCGCCGUUGGUGUUAGAUUUUACACAACCCCACGCUGUGUGCUUACUGUUGAAGUCCCCAGCAAUGACUGUACGACAGUUGGGAUGCAGGAUGGACGGGAGAUUGAGUCAGGAAACUCUCUCAGUCGGUCGAACAUAAGCCGAGACAAUCCUAAGCGGACCACUUUCUAGGGCGAGUUCGACUCCAAUCGACUCGCCCAGAAAGAGGGACGUAUCGAUCCUCUGGUGCCUGAUGGAGUUCCGGAUCAGAAUGCCAACCCCUCCACCUGCUCCAGAAAAACGAUCAGCCCGGAGGAUAGAGUAUCCUGGGAUAAAGAAUCCCAUGUCCGGUUUUAGGAAUGUCUCCUGCAGACAAACGACAUCGGCUUCAGAGUCUCUAAAAAACUUAUUCUCCUGUUUUAAGAAAUUGUUAGUUAAUAAUUUCAUUAUUUAUUCCAUAUGGUAUUAGUCAAGCCUUAACCAUUAUGUUAAACCCUACACAUUUUCCAUUUAAAAUCAAUCCAUUGAUGUUAAUCAUCAAAUUUGACUCUUUUAAGAAAUUAUGUGUUAUGAAUUACAUCUGAAAUAAA